Hylaeus anthracinus is the source of this 1403-nucleotide messenger RNA. RefSeq names its product pancreatic lipase-related protein 2-like. Gene Ontology annotation, biological process: lipid metabolic process. Bases 114 to 1085 code for a protein of 323 amino acids. The record is from RefSeq and is a predicted model, not a curated record. Lineage: Eukaryota; Metazoa; Arthropoda; Insecta; Hymenoptera; Colletidae. The transcript has 7 exons. Gene Ontology annotation, molecular function: lipase activity.
GAGGCUUAUCUAAUAUCAGAGACGAGAAAUCGCGUAGGAUGAAUGGUACCCCGCCGCUAAGCCGGCUGCAGUAGUAAUCCAGUGCAACGUCGAGUGGUAUCGCGCGGAGAGACAUGUCACCAGUCGAGACUCUCAUUCUUCUGGCGAUUUGUCUCGUGUCAGCCUACUCGUAUCCGCAGAACACGCUGCUGAACCACCUGAACAAUGUGGAGACGGUCAUCAAGUCCGUGUUCAAGGCUGAACCAGCGACGUUCAAUUUGUACACCAGAGAGAAUCCAUUCGGAGAGGAACAAUUGUUUUUAAACAACACCGAGGUCCUUUACGCGUCUCACUUCAACGAGAGCCGGCCGACGAAGUUCAUCAUUCAUGGAUUCAGCGACACCGGAAACGAGGCCUGGGUACGAGGUCUGAUAGACGCGUAUUUGCUUCACGAAGACGUGAACGUGAUCGUCGUGGGAUGGGGCUUCCUGGCAGCCGACUUUUAUCCAAUGGCAGCGAACAAUACGCGUCGGGUAGGCGAGUUUUUGGGCAACUUUCUGGAAUUCCUGAAUCGCGAGUCGAACCUCGAGUACAAGGAUGUUCAUAUCAGUGGGCACAGUUUGGGCUCGCACGUGGCAGGAUUCGCUGGUGCUUAUUUGGAUGGACGUAUUGGCAGAAUAACAGGCUUAGAUCCAGCGAGUCCCCUGUUCGAGACGAUUUCUGGAAUUGUUGACCCGGAAUUGAGAUUAGAUCCGACCGACGCGCAAUUCGUGGAUGUGAUCCAUACCAGCGGGUCUGCUUUCGGAUUCUUGGCUCCACUCGGCCACGCUGACUUUUAUCCCAACAACGGAAAGUUCCCGCAACCUGGCUGCUCGUUUAUUCUGACCUCGACUUAUUGCAGUCAUUCGAGAGCACACCAGUUCAUGACCGAGAGCAUAGGUAGCACAGCUGGCUUCAAGGCGAGGACCUGCGAGAACUGGGAGAAGUACGAGGAGAAUCGCUGCGAUUACAAUCCAGUCGUGCUGAUGGGCGAAUACGCGUCUACGUCGUUGCGGGGAAAGUUUUAUCUAUCGACGAACGACGCUCCUCCGUUCGCAAUGGAAUAAAACUUUUCAAAGAUGGAAGCAAAGCUCGAAACGACUGUGUGUGGCGGUGAUCGUGUACUCGCGACGUGGAACGAUCCGUACUAGUCAUUUAUAAGUUACUUUAUUUAUCCAGCGUGAACAGUUUUAUUCGAGGUUUGAAACGAAUCAACGAUACACUCCGAACGAGAUCGAAGCAGGUGGCAAGGCGCCGUUGUUGCAUGCCCGUAGGAAGUACAAAUUAUAUUAAUUAAUCCAGCGCGGUUAGAUGAUAUCUUUUUUCUCGUUCGUGCACCCUUGUAAACGAAAGAAAGAAAAUAAAUAUUUUAUUGGUUACUUCGG